Messenger RNA from Staurois parvus, 1088 nucleotides. The record is from the annotation of a GenBank genome assembly. NCBI's taxonomy places the organism in Eukaryota, Metazoa, Chordata, Amphibia, Anura, Ranidae.
CUUUAGUGCUGAGAAUUUCCCUCCUGUGCAGAAUGACGCGUUCCUGCGUGCCGCCCGCGGGGAGGAGUGCCGCCAUGUGCCGGUGUGGUGUAUGAGACAAGCCGGCCGCUACCUGCCAGAGUUCCGGGAGACCCGCGCCGCACAGGACUUCUUCGCGUCGUGCCGGAACCCCGAGGUCUGCUGUGAGCUCACCUUGCAGCCACUGCGUCGGUUCCCUCUGGACGCCGCCAUCAUCUUCUCCGACAUCCUCGUCAUUCCUCAGGCUUUGGGCAUGGAGAUCCGUAUGGAGCCCGGAAGAGGACCUGUCUUCCCGGAACCCCUCCAGAGUCCACAGGACCUGCAGAAGCUGAAGCCCACCGUAGACGUGUCCCAGGAGCUGGGCUACGUGUUCCGUGCCAUCACCCUCACCCGUCACAAGAUCGCCGGGAAGGUUCCUCUCAUUGGUUUCACUGGUGCUCCGUGGACUCUGAUGACCUACAUGAUUGAAGGCGGAGGAUCCACCACCAUGUCCAAGGCCAAACGUUGGCUCUACCAGAACCCGACCGCCAGCCAGCAACUCCUUCAGCUGCUCACCCGACGUCAUCGUGGACUACCUGGUGGGACAGGUGGCAGCAGGUGCCCAGGCUUUGCAGGUGUUUGAGUCCCACGCCGGCUGUCUGGGGGCCCCAGCAAUUCGGGGAAUUCUCUCUGCCGUAUCUCCGCGAGAUCCCUCGGAGGGUGAAACAGAAGCUGAAGUCUGAGGGGCUGGAGGUGGUGCCCAUGAUUGUAUUUGCGAAGGACGCUCAUUACGCGUUGGAGGAUCUGUCGCAGUCCGGCUAUGAGGUGGUUGGGCUGGAUUGGACGAUUGGCCCCCAGGAGGCCAGGCAGCGGACGGGCCGGAGGGUGACCCUGCAGGGAAAUCUGGACCCCUGCGCUCUGUACGCCAGCGAGGAGAAUAUUGAGAAGAUGGCGAAGACGAUGGUGGAGGCCUUCGGCCGACGAGGGUACAUCGCGAACCUGGGCCACGGCUUGUACCCCGAUAUGGACCCGGCCCACGUAGGAGCCUUUAUAGCCGCUGUGCACAAACACUCCAGCAGGAGGAGAAUUGA